Messenger RNA from Dalotia coriaria, 753 nucleotides. Its product is annotated as phospholipase A1-like. Gene Ontology annotation, molecular function: lipase activity. Bases 1 to 753 code for a protein of 250 amino acids. The transcript has 2 exons. The record is from RefSeq and is a predicted model, not a curated record. Gene Ontology annotation, biological process: lipid catabolic process. NCBI's taxonomy places the organism in Eukaryota, Metazoa, Arthropoda, Insecta, Coleoptera, Staphylinidae.
AUGACGUAUAUUUUAGUGCAUGGAUGGCAUGAAAAUUCCACUCAGGAAGAGUAUGAAUUACUCGCACGAAACUAUCAUGCUUUAGACUACUUUGCGAAUAUUAUUUUAGUUGAUUACGGUGAAUUAGCACAAGCGCCUUAUGUUGAAGCUCCUGCUAUUGUACGAAGAGCUGGUGCUAUUAUAGGAAAUAAAAUCAUCGCUUUAAUCAACUUGGGAUUGCUGCAUGUGAAACGUAUCAAUGUCUUCAGUCAUUCAUUAGGUACUCAUGUAGCUGGUAAAGCAGCACGUUUGAUAAAAGAUGUAUUAAGUGACAGGAUAGCAAGGAUAUCAGCGUCUGAUCCGGCAGGUCCUCUUUUUCGUGCGCCUUUUGGUUUGGGGCCACUUUCAGAUUCGUUGACUAAAGAAGAUGCUGAUUUGUUGGAUAUUACUCAUACUAGUUAUAUUGCUGGGACGUUUGAAGCGUUUGGAACUGUUGAUACCUAUGUAGGAUUGAUAAGAGGACGACAGCCUGCUUGUUUGGGUGAAAGGUUGACCGACCAGUUGUUGUUUUGUGAUCAUAGAUUGGCGAGAGCAUACUUUACGGAAUCCAUUUUGUCAUGUGGGUUUCAUCAGAAUCGCACGGGAUUGUUCAGAAGUGAGGUUAGGAUUAUUUAUGGGGAACACAUGCCAUUGAAUGCAAGUGGAAUUUUUACUAUGCAAGUGAAUGCGAAGCCUCCUUAUGCACAAGAUGUUAAUACUUAUCCAAACUGUUGA